AUGCGGAACCCAAUAGUACUAGUCCCCAAGCCAGAUGGGACAGUCCGAUUCUGCAUCGACUUUCGCAAGGUGAACAUGAUCUCUCGUUUUGAUGCCUAUCCCAUGCUGCGGGUGGAUGAGCUGCUGGAACGAUUGGGGAAGGCUGAAUUCAUCUCCACCCUAGAUCUGACCAAGGGAUAUUGGCAGAUCCCUCUGACACCCAUCUCUAGAGAAAAGACAGCUUUUCCCAUACCCUUCGGCCUCUUCCAAUUCACAAUGAUGUCUUUUGGAUUACACGGGGCCGCGGCCACCUUCCAGCGACUUAUGAAUCAAGUGCUGAGCCCCCACAGUUCAUACGCCGCAGCAUACAUCGACAACAUCGUCGUUUACAGUUCUAGUUGGGAGGAACAUCUCAACCACCUUGCUGACGUGCUGCAUACCCUGGGCAAGGCCAGCCUCACUGCAAACCCGGCCAAAUGCCACUGGGGCCAACGAGAAGUGACCUACCUAGGCUAUACGGUGGACCGAGGAAGACUCCGCCCUUUGGUGGACAAAGUAGAGGCCUUGAAAAGCUACCCCACGCCCACGACAAAAAGACAAGUUCGGCAGUUCUUAGGGCUAGCCGGAUACUACCAACGGUUUGUACCCAACUUUGACACACUCGUGGCCCCCCUCACAGACCUGAUAAAAAGCUCCCAGCCCAAGAAGGUCCAGUGGUCAAAAGCCUGUGAAGAGGCCUUCGGUGCCCUGCGCGACCACUUAACCCGGGAGCCUGUGCUGAGACAGCCAGACUUCACAAAGCCCUUUAUUCUCCAGACUGACGCCUCCAAGUCUCUUCUGGCUGCACCUGUGUCUGAACUCGGUGGUUCUGAAUCACUCAGACUGCUGAAUGGAGAGAGCCGGUGUGAUGGGAGAGUUGAGAUUUCCCUCCAUGGUGCGUGGGGCAGAGUGCUGGAUGACCAGUGGGACAUGGACGAUGCUAGCGUGGUGUGCAGGGAGCUCCAGUGCAGAGUCGCUGAGAAAGCUUAUAACCCCCCUAAGUCUGAGCGAGGAACGGGCCCCGUGGGGCUGAGAAGGGUCCAGUGUGCAGGAAACAAGACUAAUCUGAUGCUCUGCAUCAUCUCCACAUCUGAGGCAGAGCAGGCAGGAAUUGCUGAGGAUGUCAGCGUUGUUUGCUCAGGGAGCAGGCGGAUCAGACUGGUGAAUGGGGCAGGUCGCUGUGCCGGGAGAGUGGAGAUUUAUUACAAUGGCAGCUGGGGGACAGUCUGUGAUGAUUCCUGGGAUCUGUCAGACUCCAAUGUCAUUUGCAAACAACUUGGAUGGGGACACGCCAUCAAUGCAACCGUCUCUGUUCAUGAUGGGCAAGGAUCCGGGCUGAUCUGGCUGGAUGAUGUGAACUGCUCUGGGAAUGAAUCCAAUCUCUGGGACUGUCCUUCCAGGGGAUGGGGCCAGCACAACUGCAGACACAAACAGGACGCAGGAGUUCUCUGCUCAUAAUUCACGGAUCUGAGACUGGUGAGUGGCAAGGACAGAUGCUCGGGGAGAGUGGAGGUUUGGUACCGUGGCUCCUGGGGAACAGUUUGUGAUGACUCCUGGGACAUGGCGGAUGCUAACGUUGUGUGUAAACAACUGGGCUGUGGAUCUGCUGUAUCUGCCCCGGGCGAGGCUGCAUUCGGUGAGGGGAAUGGUUCCAUCUGGGUGGAGAAGGUGAACUGCAGAGGGACAGAGUCAUCUCUCUGGGACUGUUGUUCCAAGCCCUGGGAUGAGAGUAACUGUGACCAUAAGGAGGAUGCUGCUGUGAAUUGCUCAGGGCUUCUCCUCCCUGCCCCACUGAGGCUGGCGGAUGGAGGCAGCCCCUGUGCUGGGAGAGUGGAGGUUAAACACCAGGAUCAGUGGGGGACGGUGUGUGAUCCCAACUGGGACAUGGAAGAUGCUAAGGUGGUUUGUAAGCAGCUGGGAUGUGGAUCUGCUGUCAGUGCCCUUGGUAAUGCUCAUUUUGGAGAAGGAUCUGGACGGACUUGGCUGUUUUUAGUUGAUUGUGGUGGUGACGAGUCAGCUCUCUGGGACUGCAGUCAUAGAGGAUGGGGUGCAUUACAGUGCUCUCAUUUCUAUGACACUGGAGUGAUCUGCUCAGGGCUCACAGGGUUCCGGCUGGUGAACGGCAGCUCAGAGUGCUCAGGAAGGGUGGAGAUCCAGGUUCUUGAUACCUGGGGAACCCUCUGUGACUCACGCUGGGAUUUACCAGAUGCCAACGUUCUCUGUCGGAGCCGGCAGAUCAGACUGGUGAAUGGGACAGGUCGCUGUGCCGGGAGAGUGGAGAUUUAUUACAACGGCAGCUGGGGGACAGUCUGUGAUGAUUUCUGGGACUUACUGGACUCCAAUGUUGUUUGCAAACAACUGGGAUGUGGACGUGCCAUCAAUGCAACUGUCUCUGCUCAUUAUGGGCAAGGAUCUGGGCAGAUCUGGCUGGAUGAUGUGAACUGCUCUGGGAAUGAAGCCAAUCUCUGGGCGUGUCCUUCCAGAAGCUGGGGCCAGCACAACUGCAGACACAAAGAGGAUGCAGGAGUUCUCUGCUCAG
Messenger RNA from Terrapene triunguis (Three-toed box turtle), 2557 nucleotides. RefSeq names its product deleted in malignant brain tumors 1 protein-like. NCBI's taxonomy places the organism in Eukaryota, Metazoa, Chordata, Testudines, Emydidae. The record is from RefSeq and is a predicted model, not a curated record. The annotation marks the transcript as partial. The transcript has 10 exons. Gene Ontology annotation, cellular component: membrane.